AAGCACCCCCUAGUCACCAGAUCCGCUCUCAACCCGAGUGCAAUCAAGGUGGCCGAGAGCCGCGACACGUGGAAGUCGCUCACCCUCUUUGGAUCCCUCAUGAUGGCCAACGAUCCACUGACUGAAGGCCCUGAUCCAAACUCCAAGCUGGUGGGCUGGGCCCAAGGGCUUUACGGGUCCGCCUCGCAGCACGAUAUCGGUUUGAUCAUGGCCCUGAGCUUCGGCUUCGUGGAUGGGGACUACAGCAGGAGCUCCGUCAGCGUUCUAGGGAGGAACUCUGCAGCUAGCAGGGUGAGGGAGAUGUCGGUCGUCGGCGGGACCAGGGUUUUCAGGCUGGCGAGAGGUUAUGCGGUGGCGGAGACUUAUUGGCUCAAUGUCCUCACUGGAGAUGCAAUAGUUCACUACAAUGUUACAGUCGUUCAUUACUGA
Linum tenue is the source of this 429-nucleotide messenger RNA. The record is from the annotation of a GenBank genome assembly. Lineage: Eukaryota; Viridiplantae; Streptophyta; Magnoliopsida; Malpighiales; Linaceae.